AUGGAGGAGCCGGGUCCGGACAAAAUUGGGGAGCAGCAUCUUUUGCAGAUGGAGCUCCUCUUGGGGGUGAGGGCGGCAAGGCCGGGGGAGAAGGUGCUGGCAGAGCGCUCUGACCAGUCCGGCUGUAGGAUGGGCGCUUGGGGUGGCUGGGGCGGGGGGCUCAGUAACCUCCUAUACAAAUGCACCCUGCCGGAUCACAUCGCCACUGCGGAGAACGAGCCGCGGCAGGUGCUGCUGCGUGUCUACGGGGCCAUCCUCCAGGGUGUUGACUCGCUGGUCCUCGAGAGCGUCAUGUUUGCCAUCCUGGCGGAGCGGUCCCUGGGGCCGCGUCUCUAUGGCAUCUUCCCGCAGGGGCGGCUGGAGGAGUAUAUCCCGAGCCGCCGCCUACUCACCGAGGACUUGUCGGACCCCAGCAUAUCGGGGGAGAUUGCCACGAAGAUGGCCCGUUUCCACGCUAUGGCUAUGCCCUUCAACAAGGAGCCGAAGUGGAUGUUUGGGACCAUGGAGAGGUACUUGAAGCAGAUCUCCGAACUCACCUUCCCCCAGGAGGCUCAGCUGCGGAAACUCAACAAACUCAAGGCCUACAACCUGGAGGCCGAGAUGCGCAGCCUCAGGGCUCUCCUGGAGGCCACUCCGUCCCCGGUGGUUUUCUGCCACAACGAUGUACAAGAAGGGAACAUCCUGCUCCUCGCCGGGCGCGAGAACCUCUCCUCGGACCGCCUCAUGCUGAUCGACUUUGAGUACAGCAGCUACAACUACAGGGGUUUCGACAUCGCCAAUCACUUCUGCGAGUGGGUCUACAACUACUCGCACGACCAGUGGCCUUUCUACAAAGCCAGCUGGGAGAACUACCCCAGCCACCCCCAACAGCUGCACUUCAUCCGGAGUUACCUGUCCGAGGCAGAUGGGAAGAAUGCACCCCCCUCCCCGGAAGAACAGGAGCGCCUUGAGGCAGAGAUGCUGCUAGAGAUCAGCAGGUUCACGCUGGCCUCCCACUUCUUCUGGGGCCUGUGGUCCAUCUUGCAGGCCAAGAUCUCUACCAUUGAGUUUGGCUACCUGGAGUAUGCGCAGUGCCGCUUUGAGGCCUACUUCCAGCAGAAGGCGCGGUGUGAGUGAUUCCUCCCUUCCUCCCGGGGUGGGCCGGCUGGCGGAUUCGACGGCACCCUGGACCUCGAGGGACUUCAGCACGGACCAAACGCCUCAAAGGCAGCCCAGCUGGCCGGCCGGCUGGCCCUUGU
This is a messenger RNA of Gekko japonicus, 1238 nucleotides long. It is a transcript of the gene CHKB, whose product is annotated as choline kinase beta. Gene Ontology annotation, biological process: CDP-choline pathway; phosphatidylethanolamine biosynthetic process. Lineage: Eukaryota; Metazoa; Chordata; Lepidosauria; Squamata; Gekkonidae. The coding region runs from base 1 to 1116 and encodes 371 amino acids. The transcript is spliced from 11 exons. The record is from RefSeq and is a predicted model, not a curated record. Gene Ontology annotation, cellular component: cytoplasm. Gene Ontology annotation, molecular function: choline kinase activity; ethanolamine kinase activity.